AUUCAUUCUACUUUAGUACCGCCACUGCGUUGGGAUGGAUGCCGUGAUUGCAUACCAGGGAGUGAGGGGCGAGAGCGGCAGGGCCCAGGGGGCCCAAGCAAACACUUGCCCAGGGUCCAUUCGUUAUUAAAGACGGCCCUGCCUCAGGAUCUCUGUGGAUCGUGCUUGUAAGGGAGAGCUGUUACUGCACCUGAGUUCCAGGACAGAACACAACUCGACCAAGUUGUUACAGGUAACAAAAAUAGCCAUGAAACUGUCUUGUCAUAAACACAAACUGUAAAUGACAAAUACCUCGUCCCAACAAGUUAAUGAUGAGAUUUUGUGUAAGCGAGUCUUCCAGUUGUGAAGAUCACAGCACAUUGUUGUAUGAACAUAUUUUCUGUUACAAUAAAUAUUGAUAUUUUGAGACAACUGCCCUAAUUGAAGUGACUUUUGCUAGCAAAAGAAUAUGUUCAGGAACAGACAUUUUUGUUUAUAAUAGAAAUAUGUGAAAAUUGGCAAAUCAUACCCAUAAUGAAAAAAAUAGCAAUUGGGAGUGUAUCAACUAAAUAGUGAUAAAAAAAAAUGGGGGGACAUAGGAGUGUCCCAUGAAAAAUAGGUAAUUUGUUGCCUAAAGGCUAAUAGAUUUAGUAUUUGUUUUUGUUCUGUUGUAUUGUUUUGGUUCUGGAGACAGCUUUUGUUGUAUAUGAAAGAUUUUUUUAGCAAAUUUGGCAAUUUUUAAACCAUGUUUUUUAAGUGCUUUACGUCAGACUAGAAAAUGUUCAUCUAGUUGGAGAAUCAGAAAGUGUACCCUUGAGAAAACCAUCUGGUACCCUUGAGAAAUUACUCCAAGACAAAAUAUGAGAUACUAGAAUGGGUUGGCUGCAACAAACAGUAAGGGUUCUCACAGUUCCAAGAUUUAAUUUUGAGCUUGUGUGUAUUCACAUGCGUUUCAGAUGGAGAAGAGAGUGGUUCUCAUAACAGGAUGUUCCUCCGGAAUUGGGCUAGGCUUGGCAGUACUUCUUGCCUCUGACACCUGCUCAAGAUUUAAAGGUAAUCCUAUUUUUAUGCAUUAUAUUCUAAGAUGUUUAUGAGUUUAACAGUCUUUCUUAUUCUUUCACUAGUAGAGUAUGCCAGUAUUAUAGCUUCAAUGUGUUGAGCAGAAAAUUAAUACAAAAAAGUCACAUUGAGUAAGCCUGACAAAUUUCAGUAUUUUUAGAUAUGCUUAUAAUAUUUAAUAUAGUUUCCUAUUAAAUGUUGUUCAGCAUAAAUUUGGCAAGCCAGUCAUCAUCUUAUCACUACUUGCGGUUUUGUUUAGUGAAUGGACCCAGAUCAGACACCAAUGGUCCAUUGUGUCGAACCUCUACUGUUUGUUCGUCACCUGUCCUGUAUUAACUCCAUCACAUUUCUUCAUUGUGAAGGUGCAUUAAAAUACCCGGCAAGGACAGAAUUUAUAACUAUUUAAAUAGAUUGCAUUAGGACCCAGUCAAUUAUGGGGAGUUUAUAAAAAAAAUUUAAUACUAUGACUCUACAUAUUACAGCUUUGCUGAGCUUCAUCUAAGGCACGGUAGGCAAUAUUUGGCACUCCAGAUGUUGUGAACACAUCGCCCAUAAUACCAUUACAACUGUAAUGGUGGCAAAGCAUCCUGGUAGAUGUAGUCCACAACAUCUGAAGUGCCGAAAGUUGCCAACUCCUUCAAUGUAAAGGGUAGUCUACAGCAGCCUGAAUCCCAAAGUGCGUCUAUUCCACUAUGUACAUAGUUUACAAAAUUAAAACCAUCCAGGAAUUUUUUUCUAAAUAUUUGUAGUAGCUCAUUUGAUCUUUGGUGUGAUGUAAUUGGACAUAACAUAAUAUUUAAAAAAGUGACCUGGCCCCCUCUUCCUGAUUUGUAGUUUGUUAAUAUUGUAGGUAUAGCAUAUAAUGGGCCUUGUGAGUACAUCACUACCUGUUCACUUUUAAAUGUAAAUGGUAUCUUCUAUCAAGCAAUUGCUGUAAGAGAUAUUAUGGGUAUUUGUUAGUUAACAAGUUGGCAUUGGUGAGCUACUUGGCUGAAAUACUCUGUUACUUAUGGUUCCUGGUUGAAAAACUUUGUUCUAGUUCAGGGGUGACCCCAAAUUUUUUUUAUCUAAGUUUGUUUUACUACAGCUCCCUUCAUGCUAUGCUAGCCUUAAAUCUGGAAAAGCAUCAUAGGUGUUGCAGUUUGUCGACAGCUGUAGCUUUAUUUAUGGUCUAGCUGUAGAAAAUGAUGGGGUGUCCAGUGAAUAUUACUGACUUGCUUAAUCUAUGAGCAAUAGAUAGCUGUAUACAUUUAGAACAGAUACAGAUGCAGUUAUCUAUCCAACUAAUUUCCCCUCUAUUUUACAAAUACCAGGGUUUUUUCAUGAAAGUGACAAUUCAAAGGGAAUUUCAAAUUUAAGGCUAGAGUAGCGGAACUGAAAGCAUUGCUGACUUUUGAGAAUCUUUCCAGAUCGGCUAUUUUUACCUUAGAGUCAGAAUUUACUUUGAAUUCUCACUUUAGUCAAUAGCUCUGUAUAUGUUGUUGAGGUCUGAGAAAUAAAGUUAAAUGUAGAAAUGCACGUUGCGCUUACCUCUGCACUGGAACUGAACUCCUCCAUUUUGCCUCUCUGUUAUAAUUAUAAACUCUGCCAUUUUCUGUCAUUAUAAAAAUUAUAAUAAUAACUUUGCCUUUGUCAGUCAGAACAGAGAGCGCAUAGAGACAGGAGAGGAAACAGAAAUAAUAUGGGAGAUUUAUCAAUGUGUUGUGCUCUGGAAAGUGGUACUAAUGUAAAAGGGAAGUGCAUGAGGGCUUCCAGCGUCUUCAAAGAAUUGAUUUAAUGUUUUCUUAUGGGGAAGGCCUAAUGCCCACGCUGCAUGAAUGCACAUUAGUUUCCUCCUGGUGGAAAAGGGUAUUUUUAACCCUUUAAUUGCCAUGAGGUGUGAGAGGGAGGGGGGGGGGAGCAGAGGGACACUAUAGUUUAGAAAUACAACUUUGUAUUUCACUGUAGUGUUCCUUUAACACAUUUAGAUGAUUUUCAAUUAAUGGCUCCCAUGUAUCAAUUUCUGAAUUCUGAUCAAUUUAGAGAGACCCAUCUAGAGUCAAUACACUUCAAUUUCAGAGUUCAGAUUGCUCAAAAUGAAUAUUAGCAUAUUUAGUAAAUUACCCAAAUUAUCUGUAUUAACUCAAUUGCUUCAAAUAAUUUUUGUUACAUUUGCUACUGCAUACUCAGCCUUUAAUAAAUAAUCAUAUUUCUUCCAAAUAAAAUUAAAUAUAAGGACAUAUACAGAAAUUAAAUCAAAUCAGUAAGGCUCUCACAUAAUUAAUUGUAAUGAUGACAAAGAAAAAUUAUGAUAAUAUUUGAAAUAAUUAUUCUUGCUAAAACAGUUUUCAUUGUUCCAGGGAAACUAAUGUUUUAUUGUAAGUUCAAUAUGUCAAGAAAGCAGUGUAUUCACAAACUUCUAUUCACAUAUACCGUCAGUGCUUUUUGAUUUUUUAAAUAGUGCCUCUUCAUUUUUUGAUCUUUGGCCUCCAGUCUAUGCUACCAUGCGUGAUCUGUCUAAGAAAGAACGUCUUCUGGAGUGUGUACGGGACUGCCACAUUGACACAUUUGAGAUCCUACAGAUGGAUGUAACAGACCAGCAAUCUGUGAUGGCCACUGUUGAGAAGAUAAAGGAACAGCGAGUAGAUAUUCUAAGUGAGUUGGAUUUUUUGCCUUAAAGUUGUCUGUGUAUUUGUAAUCUUGCCCUAGUACAAUACAUUACAGAUUUAAAACCGGGUUUUAAUAUGAUAUGCCUGUUGAAAAAAAACAAUGUAGAUAGAUAGAUAGAUAGAUCGAUCAUAUAUAUUUGUCAUAAUCAUUGGUUACUGACAAAGUGCAGUGAUUCCCAAAUCGCAGGGCAGAAUGGGCUACCAAUAUCCCAGCCCAAGAUUAGUGGGAGUUACACUAAUUAUAUUUUAGCCUUUUUCCAUUAGGGAAAUGUACGUUGGGAGAGGAACAAAGGAGACAGAAACAUAAAUAUAAAUACAAAUUAUAUAUAUUAUUUUUAAGUUUUAUGGCACAUGGGUGUAUAGAACUAGGGACAGGGGUACUAUAGUGUUAGGAAUACAGUCUUGUACUUUAUUUUUAAGAGUAUUACAACAAAAGGCUUUAGAUAUACAUGCAAUAUGACAAAGAAAAAAAUGUGCAAGAACUAGAAUUACAAUGUAGAAACGUUGUGUAACAUAUAAUUGCAAAACAUUGGCAUAUAAUCGUAUAUAUAAUAAGUAGUUUUCCUUCAGUUCUUUAGUAACUGAGCAUGAACAAUUUUAGCAUGAACGAGUUGGAGUUUCAUUGUACCCCCUAGUUUGCUUCCUCUAUUGGCUAAGUAGGUUCAAUGUGGGUAAUUGAAAGUUGAUGGUUGGUACUGAUGGGGGUUCAAAUGUGGUGACUUAAAUUGUGUCAUUGGAUUCUGGUUUUAAUAGCUUUGGUAACAAGAUUUUUUUUAAUGGUUACUAUUAAUCAUUUGUCUGUGUCUUAACCUUUCUGUCAGCACCCCCUACUGUUAGCUCUGUUUUGGUCUCUCGGGCCGGUCUCUCCGCUACUAACCUAACUUUUUUAUAUACAGUAUGUAAUGCUGGUGUUGGUUUGAUGGGGCCUUUGGAAUGUCACACCUAUGAUGCCAUGAAGAACAUAUUUGAUGUCAACCUUUUUGGAACCAUUAGCACUAUCCAAGCCUUUCUGCCUGGGAUGAAAAAAAGGAAGAAGGGUAGAAUCAUCAUUUCUAGUAGUGUAGGAGGUCUACAAGGUAAGAGUCACUAAACAGUAACAGUUUAUAAUAUAAUAUAAUACAUAACAAUGUAAUAUCUACUGAUAUUCAGCCUUAUAGAUAAUAAUAUAGACACAUAAUCUAGCUUUAAAACACAACAAACUACUUGAUUUAGCCAAUUUAUUUUAAUUUUUAUUUUUUUUAUAAAAAAUAUGUUCUGAACAUAUAUUACUAUUAUUACAUACAUUCAUCAGUCACAGCAGUGGUUCCCAAACUUUUUAGGUUCAAGGCGCCCUUAAUAUUUCAGUAUUUUUCUAAGGCACCCCAAGUCAAAAUUUCUAGGUUGUCUAUCUGUACAGCGCUACUGCAUUUACUGGCACUAUAGUGUAAUGUACAGUGUUGAUGUUUGAAGGUGUGCUUAUAUACAUUUAUUGUAUUACAGGGGUGUGUUUGUAUGUGAUGUUUGCGUUUCAUUGCAGGGGUGUGUCUGAAUGUAAUGUUCACUUUUAAAAGUGCAUGUACAUUUGUGUGAAGUAUUUGUGUUUGAAUGCAGGUUUGUGUUUGUAUGUAAUAUUUGUGUUAGAUUGCAGGAGUGUGCUUGUAUGUUGUGCUGGUGUUUGCUUGGAUGUAUGCACAUACAUACAUAUUUACAAAGAUAUUCAUGCACAUUAAAACACAGAUGCAAAUAAAUACACCGACACACACAUAUAGAUAUACAAUGACACAUACAUAGAUACACACCAACAUAGACACACAUGCACCCUGACACACACACUCAUACACAUACAAACACUCACACUAAUACACAUACAAACACUCAUACUCACACACACAUACACAUACACAUACAUACUCAUACACUCACACACAUACCCACACAAGUGAUUUUUUUUAUAUCUCCAGGCUUACUCCUGUCAGCUUACCUUAUGUGCCAGUUCUGCUGCUGCUGUGGGAGUGAGGGGUUGGAGCUCUUUAUGCUCCUCUCCCCUCACGCUGCAACUGCCUCCUCUCACUCCCGUGCUGUCUCCCUGCAGGAUGCUGGGAUAAAGUGACAGGCUGUCACUUUCUCCCACCCGGCCGACAUUACAGGGGCCCGGUAGCAGUCUUAAAGGACCGCGUCACUGGGCCGGGUCCCUGUUGAGCAGUAAUGUUUCUCCAAUGCUAUAAUCAUAGCACCGGGGAAAUAUUCUGCGGCACCCCAGUGUGCAAAUUGCGGAGCCCCAGGGGCCGAAGCACACAGUUUGGGAACCGCUGAGCGUUAAAACCAAUGACAGGUGAAGUGACCAUUGUUAUAUUGUUACAAUGGCAUUUGUCAAGGGGUGCGGUAAAUUAGACAGCAAGUGAACAGUCAGUUCUUAAGUUUGAUGUGUUGGAAGCAGGAAAAAUAGGAAAGCAAAAAUAUCUGAGUGGCAUUGACAAAAGCCAAAUAGUAAUGAUUAGACGACUGUGUCAGAGCAUCUCCAAAAAGGUAAGUCUUGUGGCGAAUUCUCGGUAUGCAGUGGUUAGUACCUACCAGAAAUGGUGCAAGGAAGUAUAACCGUUGAACCGGCAACAGGGACUUGGGCAUUAAAGGCUCACUGAUGCACGUGGGGAGCACAGGCUAGCUAGAUUGGUCUGAUCACACAGAAGAGCUACUGUAGCUCAUAUUGCUGAAAAACAUUUUGCUGGCCAUGAUUGAAAGCAUCGCAGUUUGCUGCAUAUGGGAGCUACGGUCAAAGUGCAAAGUGAUGAUGAUCCCUGUCCACCGCCGAAGGCGCCUUCAAUGGGGAUGUCAGCUUCAGAACUGGAUCAUGAAGCAAAGGAAGAAGAUUGCCUGAUCUGACGAACUGCAUUGUUUUAUAGAUCAGGUGGAAGGUCAGAUGUGUGUGCAAAGAUUACCUGGUUAUGAAAUGGCAGCAGGAUGCACUAUGGGAAGAAAGCAAGCCAGCAGAGGCAGUGUUUUUCUUUGGGCCAUGUUCUGCUGGGGAACCUCGACUACAUACACCUCUUCAUAGCAUUGGUGCUCCCUGAUUCCAGAGCAAAGUUCAGCAGUAUAAUGCACCCUACCACACUGCAAAUAUUGGGCAGCUUGUUUUAAUGUUGUAACUGAACUACAACUCACACCGACCUUGUAUAAUCAUAGAAAGCGGCACAUUUAGAGAAAAAAGGAAAAACUGCCUAAUAGUAAAAAUUUGACUUUCUGACCCCUCUUUUCUAACACGCAUUUAACCCCUUAAGGACCAAACUUCUGGAAUAAAAGGGAAUCAUAACAUGUCACACAUGUCAUGUGUCCUUAACCCCUUAAGGACACAUGACAUGUGUGACAUGUCAUGAUUCCCUUUUAUUCCAGAAGUUUGGUCCUUAAGGGGUUAAGGGGUUAACUAAAAAACAAACGAAGACUGCAAAAAUGAAACAAAACAAAAACACCUAUAGAAUAAGUAACCGUAAACUAACACAUUGCACCAAACAAUAUGAUGAUGUUUAAAGUGCUCCUUCAAGAGACACAUUUUACAAUUCCACUUCAAACUUAAGUUAUACAUGAGUUCACUAAUGAAUUAGUGGAGUAACGUUUGAAACUUGGAGCAGUAACUGUGUAAAGUAAUCAGUUUUAGAACAUGACAGGAGGCUUCAUAUUUGCUUAAGUCUCUCUUUACUAGAACUCCACAGCAGCACAUUAACAUAGAGAGAAAACACCAAAGACAAAAACAUAAGGAAUCCACAAAAGGCUCUUCCCAACCAACCAUUUCCUCUUUACUUGCUGCUCCGCAGUCAGUACAGGUCAGAGUACCACUGCCUCCUGUUUUAUAUGGGUGGCUGUGUGUUUUAUUAUAUGUAACUUGUUAUUUUAUACUUGUGUAUUGGAGUUUACAGUGAUUUCUGUCUUUUUACUUAAUUUUCCUUUUUACUUAAUUUUUUUCUUUCCUUAGGCUUGUUGUUUGUUUUGUCUGCAUCAUUUGUUUUUCGUUUUCUGUGGACAUUGGCCGAGAAGCGGUCAUCCGACCGCCUCCCGUGCCGACCGUCGGGGCCGCGGAGUAAGAUUCCGGUGGUCCCACGUGUUCCUUGUAUUGAUUCCCGCCCGCCGGCUUCAUCCGCCGAGCGGGAAUCCUCUCCUUGCCUCCCUGUCCUGCCCACGUUCCUGCUCGCUUGUUUGCUUCUGCCCGAGCGGCGUGGGGAAGGAGCAGGGAGCUGCACUAUUACCGCGGGAGCCUCCGCUCCCGAACGCCUUUCCCCCUGCGACCGCGUGGUCGGACACAGGGGUGCGCGGCUCUAACCCGAGUCUGCCGCGCGUGUGACACUGAUUCCAUAAAGGCACAGUGUCCAUUUCUUCUUUUGAACUGCUCGGCGUACUGCUCAGUCCCCACUGUGGGGGGGACAUCACUGCAUUCUAACAGUAUUUAUCUGGGCAUGUUUUGGGGUUCAUUGCUACUGCCUGCAAUUUUUCUCAGUGCAUGUUUUAUGUAGGUAUAUAGGUUGCUCUAUGCAUUACACGUGCAUGACACCUGCAUGGGACCCUGCUUGGCAUCACUGCCCUCUCAUUGACCUAGGACUGGUCUGGGGACCCUGUUACAUCUCUACCCUGCACGCCCUCUAUGCCAAGAUAUACCUGCAUGUCUACAAUAAGGAUCUACGUUCCUGCCUACAUAUAACACUGGGCCGGUGCUACCCGUGCCCAUGUACUGGCCUGCUUUUUCUGUGCCCUUAUGAUUGGCCUGCUUUGUCUGUGCCCCUUGAUUGGCCUGCUUUGUCAGUGCCCCAUGAUUUGGCCUGCUCUGUCUGUGCCAUAUUACGCAUGCUACUGGCCUGGUGGCUCCAUACCCUGGACCUCUGUUUGUUGAGCCUGCAUGCGUUUACUGCUUGCCUCUGCCAAUACUAGGGGUGCGGCCCCUACUGCCUGCUAGUGAUACCUGUUCUCUAUCUCCUUAGGUAUCAUGUACCAUCGUCUCAGACAUUAUGGAAGCCUCUGCACAGAAGCAGAAUUUGCAGGCAUUGAUUAAUGCGGCUGUGACCACCUCUGUGGAGAAAGCCCUGCCUAGGGCCCUCCCUCAAUCACAACCGGACAGGGGUGCGAGAGGAACCCCCCUCUUGGCAGACGACUCGGCUGAGUCAGACUCUCAAGAACAAGAGCAGGCAAGUGCGCAAAUGCGCUAUUGGAAGGGUGAAGGCCUGAACCACGCUCCCGGAAAGGCAAGGCUCCGGUGAAGCGACAAGGUUCGAGGAUAUCAACCUCGUCGGCCAAACGCCGCCGUCUAUCGGGUGCAGGGGAGGAGGCCUCCUUACUCCCCCCUACUAUGGCCGUGCUGGAUGAGUGGCGGGCAGACCAGUCUCUCUCAGAGGAAGAAGAUGAUUGGGAGGAGGACCGUGGGGAUGGCCCCAAUUGGCGCUGGGAGGAUGAAGACGCGCCGGCGACAGAGGCCCCCACGGCGGUGCUAGAGGUCGACACCUUCCUGGAUGCUACAGGAGAGCCUCUGUUUGACCCUCGGUCUAUCCGGCACCCCAGAUCCUCAGAAUGGUCACUGCCCGACCACUUGGCACAAUUCGUGCACUACUGGGUCCGCAGACCUCUUGAAGGGGAGGUCCGCAAGAAGCUGCGGGCGGAAUGCCCCAGACCCGUUCUGACGGACAAGGUGGCAGGAACCCCGGAUUUUGACCCCCUGGUGGCCACGUAUUUGACUCGUACAGGUUGGGACCCCAAGAAAGGGGUGGAGCGUAGCCUCCGUUCAGAGCAAGAUAAACAGCUGGAUAUGCUGGGUCCCCUGUGCAGGAUGUUGGCCCUGGCGGAUGAGGCCUACACAGAGGGUACGAACCUGGACCCAGCCACCAUGCCUGCUGGGCAAUGCCAAUGUGGCCUUCUGCACAGAGCACAGGAAGACAGCACUGUUCUGUAUGGACAACAAACUGUCUGAGCUGGGGUCCAAAGAAUUGGGCCCCCUGGCUAAAGGCCUGCUGUUCGGGGAACCUUUCAUUAGGGAGCUGCAUAAGCACGUUAAUCUGUUUACCUCCCUGGAUAAAGCACAGUCCUCCAUAAAGAAGGUAUUCCGUCCACAGUCAUCCCGGGUUUUUGGAAGGGCUGGACGACAGCGGGGUCGUGUCUCCAGCCGCGGCCGGUCUUCGGGCCACCAAAGAUCCCGUGGUCCAUCCUUCUUUCCAUUGUAUCAAUCCAGACCCCCCUACACUUAGAGGGCGGGGGUAGAGUGCAAGAGGAUGGGCAAGAUUUCCUACAGGUGAGUACAACUCCUGCCACUUUCAAUCCCCCACUAUUGCAUGUGGGCAGACUGUUUCACUACAGAGACAGGUGGCGGGAGGUGUCUUCAGAUGUAUGGGUCCUUCAGACGAUAUGAGGUUACGUCAUAGAUUUCCACUCCCCUCUGACACAGGUUGGACCACUAAGGGUCCCCAUCAUCUCAAGAGAACAGUCCUUGAUAGAUGCGGAAGUUCGGGCACUGUUCGCCAAAGGCGCAGUCCAACAGGCCCCGGAUUUGGGGGGCUUCUUCAGCUCAAUUUUUCUAGUGAAGAAAAAGUCAGGAGAGUUCCGCCCAGUAAUCAAUUUGCGGGAAUUGAACGCCUUCGUGGUCUACCACCACUUCAAGAUGGAGGGCAUCCAUCUUCUUCGGGACCUUCUCCGGCCGGGAGACUGGUUCACAAGGCUGGACUUGAAGGACGCUUACCUCUCCGUCCCGGUGGACGAGGACUGUCGCAGAUUCCUCCGCUUCGUAUGGAAAGGCGAUCCAUGCCAAUUCACGUGCCUUCCCUUCGGCCUCAGCUCGGCCCCUUGGUGCUUCACCAAGCUCCUGAAGCUGAUGGUUGCCCGAUUCAGAUCAGAGGACGUCCGUUGCAUAAUAUAUCUAGAUGACUUUCUGAUCUUCUGCGAGGACCCCUCAAGGCUCAGGUACCAGACAUGCUCUGUGAUCUCCUUAUUGGAACACCUGGGGUUUGUAGUCAAUCUGAAGAAAUCGGCCUUAGAACCUUCCCAGAUGGUGGAAUUCUUGGGUUUCGAAGUUGAUGCGAAAGAAUGCGUUCUUCGCCUGCCUUUGGCCAAGGUAGUGACCAUUCGGAAGGAGAUAAGAAGGACUUUACGGCUGGGGUGCCACAUGCACGACAGGGUCCGGGGGGGAAUCAGAAUUCCACAUCAACUGCCUGGAGUUGAUUGCGGGUUCAUUUAUGAUUCGGAGCUUGGCAAACCACCUGUCGGACUGCUGCGUCCUCCUUCGGAUGGACAAUGUCUCAGCGGUGCAGUACAUCAACCGCUUGGGGGGCGCUCGGUCUCGAACACUAUUGGAGGUGACGAAGGAGAUUUACAGCUUCUGUUUCCAACGCAACAUCACCUUACAAGCGGAAUAUCUUCCGGGGGAUUUGAACCUAAUGGCGGACUGGUUCUCCAGACAUUGGAGGGAUGCCAGCGAUUGGAAACUCCUUCGACUUAUCUUCCUCGAACUCACGUAUCAGAGGGGUCCGUUCACGGUGGAUCUAUUCACCUCCAGGACGAAUCACCAGAUCCAGACGUACUUCAGCUGGCUCCCAGAUCCAGCGUGCACAGUGGUAGACGCUUUUCUCCAGGUGUGGCCUUUGCAGGGAGCGUAUGCGUUUCCUCCGUUCGCUAUGAUUCCCAGGGUAUUGCUACAAGUUCAAUGUCAACGCAUGUCCUUGGUGUUGCUGACUCCGCUAUGGCAGAGUCAAGCCUGGUUUCCAGAGCUCCUGGAUCUCUCCUAUCGGGAUCCUCUUCUCUUACCGUCCUCUCGAAUGCUACUCUCGGACUCCUCGGACUCACCCCCUAGUGAGGGACGGUCACCUGCACUUGGUGGCCUGGACUCUUUCAGGGAUACAUGGAAUGUCGAGGCAUUAUUGCAAUUGGCUAGAGACCUUCUCUGGGAUUCCUGGGCUCCCGGGAUGAGGAGAUGGGAUUCCUGGUGUCGUUGGUGCUUGGAACGGGAUACCGAUCCCUUUACAGGCACUGUAACCAGCGUGCUGAAUUUUUGGUCUCACCUCUUUGACUUGGGAAGAUCGUACCGCUCGGUUAACGUGACUAGGUCAGCUAUUUCGGCAGAGCAUGUCCCGCUUAGAGGUUUUCCCAUUGGCCAGGAUCCGCUAGUCUGCAGACUUCUGAGUGGGAUGAGGCUGGCGUGUCCACCGGUGCCUAAGUACUCCUCCCUCUGGGACGUACGUAUGGUUUUAGCGUUCCUUCGGGAAUUGGCGGAUUACCAGAACCUUUUCCCUUCGCCAGCUUUCGGCCAAAUUUGCCCUCUUGUUGUGUCUGGUCUCGUUCAGACGUGUUUCUGAUGUCCGGGCCUUUGAUGUCGACGCUUUCACGUUCUCUCCAGCGGGGGUCACCUUCAAGGUGAUUAGACAUACCAAGUCGGAUUCGACGGCUGUGUAUCCUUACUUCAGGGAUUCGCCUAAACUCUGUGUGGCGAAGGAACUGGCUCGCUAUGUAGCGGUUACCGCUCCACUUCGCUCUUCUCAUUCUGGCCAGUUGUUGAUCUCGUAUGUCAGACCCCACAAGCCGGUCUCGUCUCCUACCCUGGCUCGAUGGAUAAGAUGGUUAUUGACACUGGCGGGGGUGAAUGCGACCUUAGGAGCGCAUUCGGUUAGAGGCGCAGCAGCUUCUGGAUCUUUCAUGGCAGGCGCUUCCCUUCAGGACAUUUUACAUUCGGUGGACUGGUCCCAUGAAGAUACUUUUUGCCAAUUCUACUUCAGACCGUCGGACCAUGCUUUUGCUUUGCUGUCGGAGCGUUAAAACAGCAAAUAUGAAGCCUCGUGUCAUGUUAUAAAAUUGUAGAUUUUACUAGCUUUAGUGUAACUAUAAUCUUAAUUUUAUUAAUGACAGGAGGCGAAUAUUUCCCGCCCAGUCUUUCCCCCCCCCCUUGUUUGGAUUGAUUGCUUUAACUAAAUUCCUGUUGAUUUGUCUGGUCGCCUAGGCUAGAUUUGGUAGUCUGGGGUGAUGUCUGGGGAAGCUGGGGGAGGUGUCUGGUAUAUUGUAUUGCCGGUAGUUGAUGAUGGGUUUCAUGUUUUUUGUACUAUCAGUACUGGAUCGUGGGAUUUAUGUUUUUCUCAGUACAUUUCGUUCACUAAUCAGUGUUUUUCGACUCUGUUUAUUUCGUUUCGGUUUAAUGGUUCGACUACAGUUCAUAGAAUCGACGGUCUUGCAGGAUGAAGAUCAAGAUCCCAUCCAUUCUUCAAAGUUUUCUUCCAGAUGGCAUUCAUCGUUAUCUUAUGUUUUCUUCCUUUAAUUAGUUUAUUGGCAUUGUUAUGUACCUUAUUUUGUCGCAGCGUGAAAGAGAAAAUGGUUGGUUGGGAAGAGCCUUUUAUGGAUUCCUUAUGUUUUUGUCUUUGGUGUUUUUCUGUCUAUGUUAAUGUGCUGCUGUGGAGUUCUAGUAAAGAGAGACUAAAGCAAAUAUUCACCUCCUGUCAUUAAUAAAAUUAAGAUUAUAGUUACACUAAAGCUAUUAUAAUCUACAAUUCUAGAGAAACAUGGAAAUUGUUUUAUUUUUUGAAAUACUGUCCCACAUUUCUGAAAGCAUAAUAACUUAACUAUUUUUACAAUUAAAAUAAAUGUUUUAUUUAUAGGUAAAUUUGAAUGCAUUUGUGGGGACAAAAAAAAAAUGAAUGUUUAAAAAGAAACAAAAAAAUAGAAAUACGCUCCUCUCUCCUUACACACUCCUGUAAACAUAAGAAUAUUUCCCGUAAAAAAUGCAUUAUUUUUUUUUGCUGAAACAGUCCUGUUAUGGAGGGAUGAGGCUUAUGCUGUUAAACCUUUAUCACGAAAAUUUGAAAUGCACAAAAAAUAAAUAAAAAAGUAAUGCUAUUCUGAUAGCAAGUGUAGGAACAAUUUAAAGCCAUUUUGUACCUUUUUAAAGUGAUCUCUUGUGUCAUGCUAGGUGUUCCAUUCAAUGAUGUGUACUGUGCCAGUAAGUUUGCAGUGGAAGGAUUCUGUGAGAGCCUGGCUAUAGUCCUUCAGCAUUUUAAUGUACAGUAAGUAACUACUCAGUACUACGUUCAGUGAAGUACGCAGGUGUAAAUAUUUAGAUAGAUAAGCUAUGCAGCCUGGAAUUAAUUAGUUCCACCCUUGUUAAAGGGCUCAAGCACCAUAUACACUACAGAGUCAUGUAGUGGUUAUGGUGUCAGGAGUGCCCUGGUGCCCCUUUAAUGUAAGUAGUUGACAACAUACCUGGUGUCCACUAGGUACCAGUCUCCUCAUACGUUGAUAGCCAGAAGCUCUUGCAUUGAGCUAUACCCAACUGUGCAUUUAUAAUGCAUUGACUUAGCGUGCUGUAGUGGUUAUGGUGGAGUGUUCAUUUUUAACACAUGCCAAAUACAAAAUGACCAUUAUAACUUUGAUUUUUACAGCAUGCUGAAUGGGUGAGGUUAUCUAGAACUGCCUAUAGUCCUGCUACACUCUAUUAAAAUCAAACUGUUUAAAAUUGUUCUUCUAUAAACCAAAUGUCUUCCAAGCAAUGAGGGAUCUUCCCCAUGGUUGGCUAAUAGUGCCAUGGGUGGGUUAAGUUAGACAAAGCUGACAUUGAUAAUAUGCAAGUGUUCAUUUUACAUGAUCAAUUCAGCCUGGACAUGAUGAAGGACCCUGAUUUAUAUCAAACCAAAAUGGUUAUAGUAUUAAACUAAGCAUCAGGGGACUCUAAGCAGCAUAACUGCUACAGCAAAUUAAAAUUAUAAUGUUCCGUAGAAUGUCCCUUUAAUGUGCUACAGAAUAAUUAGAAUGUAUUCAUACAAAUUGUCCUUACAUUAUGUCUUUCCUCUAAUUAAGCGUGAGCCUUAUUGAAUGUGGUCCAGUAAGCACCAACUUCAUGGACAACCUGCAGAGAUUGGACCCCAGUGACAGCAGCCUACAAAGUGUGGACAGUGAUACCAUCUCAUUAUAUGCUCAGUAUCUCCAGCAUUGCAAGACCAUAUUCCAAGAUGUGGCACAGGACAUGGAUGAGAUUUUACAGGUCUGUGUCUAUUGGAACAUGUUAUAACCAUGCAUUGACACACAAAACACAGUCAAACCGAUACAUAAUACAUGUUGUGGGAAAAUAAUCCAAUGGGGGAUCUAAACACAUUGUAAUACAUCGCAAGACCUUGUGAAGUUUAUGGUGAGACUUCCAAAAUUCCCUUACUUUAAUUUUGCUUAAAGAACAACUGUGACCUCAACACACUUUUUUUUAAUAUAUGACCAUGUCAUCAAGCUUUGAAAGCAAAUAGAUUAUGGGUUAAAUGAAGUAAAUGUAAAAAAGAAAAACUCAACCCGACCUUUAGUAUGUGACAGUAUCCUGCAGUCAUAUACAUGGACCUUUGUCAGACAGUGGAUGAAAACCUCUCUAUAGUCUCUGCGGUCUACCCUGCUUCACUCCUUGCACAGUGGAUCCACCCGAGUUAAUGGCAGGUCAGACUGGUGUGAUAACAAACCAGGCUGCCAGUCCAUCACUCAGGGCGGCCCACUGAGCUCUGAUCCUGCAGAAGGCACUGUUUCAGUGCAGGGUUCUAGUGCCCUAAUGAUUCGCUCGUGCUAUGAAUGCUGGAGACAGUAGGUCAAAGCACGACCGCAGGGAACUAAGGGAACAAAAUUGGGCGUAGGGUGGUAUGCUGUAAGCACCCAGAUCAAGUCAUCUCGUUGAAGUGGUCUGGGUGCAGUGCAGUGCAGUGAACCCUGCAGCUGAAAACAUUGCAGUUUUAGAGAAACUGCAAUAUUGACAUUGCAGGGUUAAGACUCCCUCUAGUGGCCGUCUACCAGACAGUUACUUGAGGAGCAUCCUGCUGUUUCACAAAGUUUGCCAAUCCCCAGAGGAAUGCAUUGAUUCAGUGCUCUCCUAUGGUGAAGACCUAAUGCGUGCGACACAUUUGCCACACAUUCGCAUUAGGUUCACCCUCACACAGAAGUCGGAGGAGAUGGAGCCAGCACCAAAGUCCAUGGGUGUUGGAAACAGGUAAGCCACUGGUGAUACACUAUAGCUUUGUAUUCCCAACAAUAUAGUUUUCCUUUAAUACAUCAAUUAGUGUUAUUUUACUUCUAGACAACAGUUUCACUUUUAAUAUGUAUCGUGAUUUGAAGAAUAAAGAAAAUCAUGUAAAAGUAGAAGCUCUCCUGUUUUGCAACCUUAAAAGAAAGAUUUAGGAGACAUAAAGGAUUUGUCGUUUUGGCAUUCUGGGGUGUAUAUUAAAGGGAUUAAGAUCUAAAACAUCCAUACAUGCUUAUACACAUGGUCUUUUAUAAACAGGAUAAUUAUAUGCAGAUCUCCAUUGGUUGAUGAUAACAGUUAAUUACGAGGUAAGAUUAUGACUUUCUUUGCCUCCAUUUAUUUUGUCUAUUUAUUACAGGUGUACUUAGAAGCCAUUGAAGCACCAGUCCCAUCACUGAGAUACUUCACCACACAGUUCUUCAUGCCCCUAAUAAAGCUGAAGUUAUCCUGUGCAAGUGGCUCGGAGUAUGUUCAAGCCAUGCAUAAGUUUGUGUUCUCUGAAACAAAGCCAAAAGAGUAAUACCCCAACUGCUACUCUUUAUAUCAAGCAUUUUUUCAUUAUUAUUGACCAGUAAUAAGGUAACCUGAAGAUAAUAGUGACUUCAAACACCGCAAAUUUAAAAGAAUGCAGAAAAUUAAAAUGUGUCAUUAAACAGAA
Molecule: messenger RNA, 16309 nt
Organism: Pelobates cultripes (western spadefoot toad)
Lineage: Eukaryota; Metazoa; Chordata; Amphibia; Anura; Pelobatidae
Source: the annotation of a GenBank genome assembly